CAACACAUAUAUAUUGAGUUAAAACCGACAGAGCAAAAUUCGUAUUAAUUGUUGUUUGAUGUUUUAAACGGGAAAUUCAAAAUAAUUUUGCUAAUUAAAAUAAAACAUUUAAACUUCAGGAGGAUAUCUAAGCCUUUGCUCAUUGUCUCCAUUUAAUAGAAGAAACGCAAUUUACUUCCAGAUUAAAGAUGACAACACAUGAUGGGGCUCAGUCAUACUUCUCACGUCUUAAUUCUAUUUCCGAAAAGAUUACUUUCGAUCUAAAUAAAGUUAAAUCUGCACAUAGUCAAGAUGUUUGGCUUGCAUUGACUUUAAACGAACAGGAAAAAAUAUUGAACGACCACUUAAUAGAUCCUAAUAUAUUUUCUAAGUACUGCCAUAAGACUGAAGAAAACUAUGCGGCACAAGAUCCGCAAGUACGUACUGAACUUAGUAAAAAUGAUUACCGUAAAUUUUGUUACAGAGACAUUGUUUAUGUAUAUAACGGCCAAGACUUGCACACAUAUAAUUAUCAAAACGUAGGUUUAAAAAUAUUAAAGGAUGAAAACACAGGAAAUUUUCGAGAUGAACAUUCGUAUCCAUUUUCUUUUCGAACCAAAUCACAAAUUAACAUUGUAUUAAAAGAGUUAAAAUGUCUUGUCGAAACUCCCAUUGGCGUUAAAAAAGCCAUUAAUUUAAAAGUAAAGACAACAGAUACAAAAAUACCAAUUCUUCAGGUUAAUACUAAUGAUAAGAUCGACAUUAAUCCAACGAAAAGAAAGAUUUCUAUUCUUGAAAAGUACCCAAAAAACGAAGGUGUAUAUAUUGACGAAUAUAUUGAAUCUAAUGAGAAAAUUCAACUACUGUUUAAAUGUGGAUCGAAAAACAGUAUACCUAAUGACUUGUCUGAUUAUGAAAAUGAAUUUAAAGAUGUACGUCAAGACGAAAAUACAAAACUUUUAUCCCCUCAACUAAAAAUGCCUAAGGGUUUUGAUUUUCUUAGUAAUUGGUAAAAAAAAUUGUCGAAGGAGGGCUGUUUUUUUAUAACAAAUAAUUUGACAAAAAACAUUAAAAAAUUAAAAUUGAUCUUUCGUAAGUCCAAAUUUUGAAUUCAAUAUUUUUAUAAACA
Messenger RNA from Drosophila teissieri, 1108 nucleotides. RefSeq lists its product as uncharacterized. The record is from RefSeq and is a predicted model, not a curated record. Bases 189 to 992 code for a protein of 267 amino acids. The transcript is spliced from 3 exons. Lineage: Eukaryota; Metazoa; Arthropoda; Insecta; Diptera; Drosophilidae.